CUAGUACACACAGCCACUGCCUAUGUCCAUUACAUUUUGCAGUAAAAUUUUCCACCCCUGUUUUUUAAAACCCAAUCAGACAGCACACAGUAAUCUGACUCCUUGUGUUCUCUUGGUCAGGGUAAUUACAGCACUUCAUUUUAUCCAGAGAAGGAAUGAGUGGCAGACCUGUAACAAGACAUAGAGGGUGAGUGUUACUUUAUUAGUGGCAAAUUGCAUUAUAUAAUUGUCUAGUAACAUUUUAAAUACUGCUACCUUUUUGUCUUCUUCACUAACACUGCAGCAGUUAGACAUAAUAACGUGUUAAUAUGUUAACAAAUAUAUAUUUUUAAAUUGAUAAUCAAGGAAGCAUACAUCCUUAUACAUUGUGUAUGUGUGUUUCCAUAUGCAAUGACAUGUAGUAAUUGACUGCAAUAUCUGAACACAUGUGAAUAGCAGGGCUAUUCACUAAGGUGAAAAUUCAAAGUGAAUUCAAAGUGAAUUUCAAAUUUAAGUCCAGAUUAACUGAAUGGAAAGUUUUAACCACACAUUUGAAAUUCAUUUUGCAUUCACCUUGAAUCCUCACUUUAGUGAAUAACCCUGUAUAUUUGUAAUUUACCUGCUUCUCUAUUCUGUAUACCUCAGGAAAAUGGAUCUUUACAUCAUGCACACAGUUUUAUGAGACUGAUUGAUCAAGGAAUUAAUUAGAUGUAUUUCGAACAAGCCUUUGAAAAAAGCUACAUGUCUUGAUAAUGUCGAGAAAAAAAGGGCUACAGUGCUAAAUUAGUCAGCACUGAUGCCCCACAGCAGGUUACGGAGGAACUCAAGGGCAUGCACCCUGAAUAUAUUGGAAAAAUAGACAAAGUGGAGUGGGGAUGACCACUAACAUAAAAGUGGGCAGUCCACAUUCCAUAUAGGAGAACCUCCAGGCAAUUAAAAUUUUAUAUUUGUGGUAUAAGCCUUUAUUAAUAUAUAGCCGAAAAAAUACUAAACAAAUAAAGUGUGCAAACCCAAAUGCUAUAAGUGAUAAGAUAAAUAAUAAGUCUUAAAAUAUGGGAGAUUUGUCACACAUAUCAACUUACAUCAGAAGACCCUGUGUACCUUGAGUUUAUAUCUCUAAUAUAAUCAGAUAGUAACCUCCAGGCAGUUAAAAUUUCGUAUUUGUGGUAUAAGCCUUUAUUAAUAUGUAUAGCCGAAAAAAAUACCAAGUGCUUAAAGUGAAAAGAUAAAGCAUAACUAGAAAAGCUACAAUUUCUAGAGAAAUUUUGUGAAGUGUUCUUGCCUCCACCAGUAGUCUACAACAGGAAUGGGCGGACUAAUUGGGUGGAGUGGCUUGAGUAACUGUUGUAUGUUUGGAGUGGCUGGAGUAACUGUGGAAAGGUUGGACUGGGCAGAGUAACUUUAUGAAACAUUGAUUAGCUGUAUUGUUGUAACAUUGUAUGUUACUGUUUUUCUGUUACAGGUAUAACGCAUUGACUAACAUGGAAAUAUAUUUAUUAAAUGUGAUAGUGCUCACUUUUGUGUUAUCAAAACUGUAGGAAUGACAGCAGUUUAGAGAAUGUGUUUCAUCUAGCAGCCUCUGUGUUCCUGAACACUCUGCUGGCUGCUCACACACCUGGGUUCCUAUGGCAACUCACUAUACAGCAAGGGCAGAGAAGAGCGGUUAAAAGCAAACUGCUCCAAAUUGCUCAUUUCACUGGUGGUUGCCAUCUUCAAAUUGUCUUAGUUUAAAAACUAUUAAUCCUACAGUGAAGAGCUUUAUAUUGUGAGAAUCACAAGACCCAGACUUACAUGUUGAUGCAUAUGUCUCUGAAAUAUUAAAAAUGAAGGCACAGUCGCAGUUUAGAAAUUGCCCUUCAAAUUUGAGGUGGCUAGAGUAGAGUUUCAAUGAAUGUCAAUGGACAGCGUGAGUUGCAAACAAAUGGUCAUAUUGUGAAAACUAUCAGGACUAUGGCUUAGCCGUGGACAUUUUUAGUGGCAGCAGGUAUAGCUGAACGUUUUGAUAUAAGAUUUGUGUAGGUGGGCUUAAAAAUGAGGGAGUGGUGGCAGUUUAGAAAUCAUGUCCUGAUUUUUCAGCUCCCACUUUAGCUUUUGUUAGCUCCCACUCUAGUUUUGAACAUUCCGCCAUUCAUUCCUAUGGGACCAAUUUUGCCACAAAAAUGACGAUAUUUCAUGAACCAUUUGGCGAAACAUUCCACAAAGUAAUAGCACACCGAUUGGGAGUAUAUUACUGUCUAUGUAGUGUAAAAACUGUGGGAGGAGUUAGGGUGGUAAAUUUGGCUAUAAUAAAAAUAAUAAUAUAUAUGUGAGAUAAUAGUAAGUGGUCUUGCCAUGCAAGAACACAUAAUAAUAAGUCUUAAAAUAUGGGAAAUUUGUCACACAUAUCAACUUCCUAUAACAUACAUCAGAGUACCCUGUGUACCUUGAGUAUAUAUCUUUAAGUAAGUUAAUAGACAGGUGGAUACCUCUAAUAUAAUCGGAUAGUAACUAUGUAUGUAUGUAUGUUACAGGAAGUUGAUAUGUGUGACAAAUCUCCCAUAUGUUAAGACUUAUUAUUUUGAUUUAUCUUUUCACUGAUAGCACUUGGGUUUGCACACUUUAUUUGUUAAGUAUUUUUUCGACUAUGUAUUAAAAAAGGUUUAUACCACAAAUAUGAAAUUUUAACUGCCUGGAGGUUCUCCUAUAUGGAGUGUGGACUGCCCACUUUUAUGUGAGUGGUCCUCCUCACUCCACUUCGUCUAUUUUUCCAUGUCUUCAUAAUACCUCACACAUUAGAUAAACACACUUUAGAUGUGGAGGUGUAACACAAAUACUCUGCCACAAAUUAAAGAGAGGGCAUAAGAAUGUGUUAUUGGAUCUUUUGAUACUUAGUGGGGAUUAACCCUAUCAGGACCAUUUACUUUCCAUACUGUCAUCACAAUUUGGUCCUUGAAGACUGUGUUUCAGGCCAGGAUGGAAUGACCUACUUAUUCAACAUCUAUGAAGCCCAUGUGAUUUUGAAUGACUUGUACAUUCAAUUUGACAACAGGUUAUUUAAAGGGCAACUUUAAACAGCAUAGCCAUUACAGAUUAAAGGAACAUUCAAACAUUGUAUUCAUUUCAUUCUAACAUUGGAGGAUUUUUCUUAUCUUUAGAUUCAAGAUACCCAGUGUCUCUUUAAAGGGGGAUUACUUACCUCUAAUCUUGCAGAGAGAUGAUCUUCUCUCAACUGCUUCACUACCUCAGGGAGUUCAUCACUAGUGAUGAUCAAUGUUUCUUACAGAGAAGCAUUAGGGGGCAUGGUGCAUGUGUGGCAACUGCAAUGUCAAUGCUUAUCAUAGAGAAUUUAUCAUUUCAAAGUCUUCACUUCCUUUUAGAGCGAGAGAUCAAGGACAGUGUCCCAUUGUCAGCUGACAGGUGUUCCCAAGAAGGUUUAUAAAAGUGCAAAUUUUUUCUUGAAAUUUGAACUUUUAUAAAAUUAGGUUCCAGGGGCACUUUGUUACCACCUAUAUCACUUAAGAGAGCGGAAAUAAUUUAGAAAUUUGGAGCAUUCCAACGAGUAUUCCAAGAUAUAUCAGACCAAUUAGCCUGUACACUAGCAGUUUAAAGUGCCUUUAAAAGUUGAGACCACAAGUGAGCAAGUCAAGCAGUGGACCCCCACAUGCUGCCAGAGGCAUUCAUUUGCAGUUGCCACAGAGUUUGAAUGUCAACCUCCAUGUAAAUUCAUUGGUUAAUUAUUGCUGGAUGCUUCAAGCAUGAGACAUCGAGCAAUCGCAUUGGCAAGCACUCCCCUGCAUUGGAUCACUGUGACAAGCUGUUACAGUGAUAUGAAACCUCUCAGCUCCUACUGCAGCACUGACAAGCAGGCUCUCUGCCAAAUACACACCAAUAGGUACAAACAAGGAUUUUGCUGUUAGUUAAGGUAUGCUAUUACUGUGAUUGCCUCCCAGGGUAUUCAAUCAACUUGGGGGGCAAAUUCUACUAUAAAUAGACUUUAGGUUAAGUUUGGGCUAAUAUUAAUGUUAGUGUUUGUGUUAUAUAGGGUUAGGGUUAGAAUUAUAGUUAGUGUUUAUGUUAACUAGUUAAGCUAGGGCAGAUCUUUUAACCAGUGAACAGUUUGGGUUAGGACUAGUUUUAGUUAAGGUUUGCUAGAGUUACCAAGGCUGAUCUACUGAACAGGUAACUGCUCAUGUUAGGGUUAGUGUUACUUAUGGUUACUUAAGGGUUAGACGUGUCAUCAGAGUUUGAUGUUGGUCACACAGAUAUACCAAAUAGUGUCACCUGGAAACAAGCGGCAAAAAUACAUUUAAUGCAAAACUUGUCAAAUUUGUGAUUAAACAGUCUGGUUAAAAGACUUCAAAUAAUUCAUAUCAAAUAGUCCAUGUUUUCUUAUUUUGAAAAUGGAAUGACAUGAUAAGAGUAACGUGCAGCUGGGAGCUGGUGCUGUGUCCAAAAGCGGCAUGACCUAGCUAAAUCAACUGGUAAAAAAAUUAGAAAUUUAUAAACAAACAUUUAUUAUGUCUUUAAUGUGUCAUAAUAUGGCAAAGGUCUAUAUAGGGUACAUUGCAGCAGUAAAUAAAUGUAUAUGUAGCGUAAGGGGAGUAGUGAGAAACACAUGAUCUGUGAAAUUAAUUUACGAAAACAAAACAUGUAUUUGAAAAACACAAAAAAAUAUAUAUAACCAGCAGUUUUGGUUAGGAUGAAGAUGCAAUAGUUAAAUGAAAACUGUCAAAAUGCUCUCAGUUAAAAAUCAUGAUGGCUGUUCUUUCUACUCAUAUAAACCUUUGUGUAACAGACUUCGAUAUUUGUAUUCUGCAAUUAAAGGUAUAUUCUUAGCAUGCCAUAAUUGGCAAGGGGUUAGUUUGAAAAAAAAAAUAACUCCUUGCCAUAUUUGCCAUAUAACUUCAAAAAAAUCUAUUGAAAUCCUAGUCAUAUUGGGCAUUUUAAUCUAGUUGUUGUUACACCAGUUGCGUGGAAGUUUUGGAGAUUUGUUUUAUUCCAAACUGCAGUUUAUAUAAAGUUAGGCCAAUCGGGGGAUUAGUUGAAUUCUCAUAAUACAAGUCUAAAUGUUGCCGAAUCACAAACCAACCAAAACACACAAUUGAUGAGCAUGUUUUCUUUGAUUCAUAAUUCUGAAUACCAAAAAAAGAAAUAGUUAUUAAGAAAAAGAUGAUUGAUGGCUAAGGGACAGUGAAUACAUUUUGAGUUUAUUCACAGAGCCAAUAGUGACCAAUAGAGGGAUAAAAACGAGGAGCUGUAAAAAAAAAAAAAAAAUCUAUCUUUAUAUAUUACAAAUCUAAAAUAUGUAUCAUAUAUAAAUAUAGAUUUUCUUUUACUUCUCCAGUUUUUCCCUAUGUGGGUUACUCUUUCGCACUGGAUUUGUGAAACAAGUGAUGGGAAAUAGCUCCAAUCAAUGUACUGCAAAAUAUAUACAUAUUAGCACAUUUUUGUGCACUUUGGUUCAUCUGAUUCAUUUCCUGAAACAGUUUUUAGUACUGAAAUCUGCCAAGCUGAGCCAACAUAUGGCCAGAAUUUAAUUGUUCCAAAAUUAAAAUUUUUGGAAAAAAUGGUUCGGAUGAACAGCAUUUUCUCACUGUGCUCAAGUCUAGUUAUCAUGAGCAACACAAUGAAAAUGUGGAAAACCUCCCUCCCCCCCACUGUUUUAAAAUAUUUUUUCAUAAUUAGUGUUAUGUUAAGUAUAAUGGUUAUCAGAUGAAACCCCAAUCUGUCUUUUAAAAAAAUUAUACAUAGUAUAUAUACAUGGGUACUCUUGAAGGUAACAUCUUAAAUUACAGUGGAACAAACACAUAGCAAAAGUGCCAUAAAGGCUUCAGUCAUGGAUGCAUAAAUCUCAGAAAAUCCUUGAUCAUGAAUGGGGUUAAUGUAGUGGUUGUAGGACAAGUAGUAUUUUAAUGCAACCCUCCUAAUUUUUUAUGAAAUCAUAAUCAAUUAAUUUGACAAAAUAACAGACUAACAUCCAAAGCCAGUGACCUCUCCUACCAUUCAGAUAAUGUCUAACCUUUAGUCCUGUACUAUCCAUCUAUAGUUGUUCAACUUUGGAAGUUAUGAUGGCACUGGAAGUGAAUGUUCUACCUUAUAUGAGUGGCAGGUGAGGCGUUUGCCCUCUGAUGCUGGGAGAGCUCUGUUUUUUGUCCAAAUCCUCAAAAAAAUUUUAACGAAAGUUCGGGGAUAGCAGUAAAAACUCCUUGCACCACAAUCUUUACAGUAAUGGUCAUGGUGGAUAUGCCAACAAAAGUGUUGCUCUAAAAAUACAUUUUCAACUACUCUUGUAUAUAUUAAGACUUAGAUAAUGGUAAAUCUGUAGCUGAAUUAAAUGCACAGUUACAUGAUUUAGAUUUGUCUUCUAAUUGUAAAGCCUUGAAAUCUCACAAAAGAAAAUUACAUUAGAUGGUGCCAUUGUUAUUAUUAAUAGUAGAUUUGUAAGGUCUUCAUCAAGUGUAGAGUUACUUUAUUCAGGGAAAUUUUUAAAAUAAUGCUUCAUGGCUGUAUUACCUUUAAACUGUCCAUAGUUGUACAGAAUCAUUAAGUAAAUCUUAUUAAUCAUUAGUCUCCCUAUUGCAAAAUCAUUUGCAGUUUCUUCGCAACCCAAUUAAAACAACAAUAUGGCAGACUAUAGUGUGACUGAUUGGUCCAUUUUUAUAAAAAGAAUUAUAUUUUGGCAUAGUAUACAAUAAAUGUAAAAAAAAUAUAAAAAAUACUUAACUUUCUUUAAAUGUUUUUUUUUUAUUGUUACAUAUAGGAAAACCUUUUAAUGGAAACUGCUUGCAUGUAUUUAGUUUGGAAGAAACUUGUGAGAUAAGAAAGCUUUUUGAAUAGACGUAAUUUGUGUUCCAGUUAAAUGUAUAACUAAACAAUCUUCCCUUUCCUCUUUUACUGUAUGAAGGUUUAUUGAAUGUAAUGGAAAGGUCAGAUUACACAUAUUCUCAAGUUUAUGUGUUCAAGUAUUUGCCCAACUUUCAUUUCUUAAUAGAAACGUUCAAAUUACUUAAAUGACAAAAAAUGUGGUCCAAGAGAGGUGGCCCAGUAUUCUACUGAAAAAUAAGUUAAAUCAUUGAUAUUGCAAAUAUUUGUGUUCCUUAAGAUUUCAACACUUAAAAUCAUUUUGUUUAGUCUUUACAUUGAAGUGCAUAAGUGUUUUAAUAAAAUCCCUGGAGAUAAGGAGCCCUAGAGCCUAUACAUUACACUGCAGACUACUAGGUUACUUUGUAUUGAUCCUCUGGUAACAAUCAGGCUAUCUCCUAAAUCUACAUAAAUGUACAUUGUCAUCUCAUUCUUUAUCGGAAUUACAUUUCCAAAUGUGCACAGCAUUGUCGUAUUAAGAUAUUUCGGUCACACAUACUGGAACAUAAGAAUGUAAAUUCAAUUCAGUUCAAAUGUUCCUAAAAUUUGCAAUAUGCUGAUGUACCAUCACCUGAUACCAAUUUGUUCUCAAUCUCCCUUGAAAUAAAUGUGUCUACGCUAAAUCUCACAUUACAUUAAAUUGUCCUUAAAAGACAGAAAGGAGAUGUGGUCACUUAUUUAUGUACACUGCAGACAAAAUUCCAAACAACAUGGACAUUGUUAUUCUAAGUGCUUCACUGAUCUUCACAUUAAACUAACCUUUACAAAUUCCAGGAAUGAAUGCUGUGACACAAGCUGUAAAUAUGAUCUAAACUUAUAAAACUAGAACACUAACUUCAGUUCAUAAGGAGGUCAUACUCCCCGAUAAACCAGCUGUAGGCACAAAAAGAAAUAUGCUGCAGAAAACCAUCAAUGUGAUCUUCUUAUUUCCAAUCCACUUACUGGGUAUGGGCAGUAUUGCUACUGCAUGUGACAUUUGACCUAAAGGCUUAUCUCAGAUUUACGGAAAACGUAGUGAUAGCAUGUUUCAUUAAGAACAAUUUACAAUGGCCGCAGAAUGCUGUGAGUAGAUGUUUGAGACACACAUUUAAAUCUGUCACAGUUCAUAUCAUGCUAUAACUUUUUCUUAUUUCUUAAUUGGCCUACGACUUUUUGCCGUAUUGCAUUCAAAUGUAUAAAAGUAUGUAUUUAUAUAUCAUCUAAACAAAACAUCAAAAAUGAAAGGCACUGAUUCUUGACCAUACAUAUUUCUCAGUAGAAAACCAGUAUUUAUGCUGCUCAAAAUAACUGAAAAUUCUAAUUUGUACAAUUCAGUUAAUAGGUCUACAUUUUGCAGUUCAUUUACACCAUUGCUGUUUAGAAUACAAACCUCUUUGUAAGCUUUCAUAACCUCAUUAUCUCAACAGUAGGAUGAACAAUCUUCUUUGACUUCAAUGGGGGCUCGGCAAUGGAGCUCUGCUUGGAGUAAAAUCAGUAUAUAUAAAAUGGCAACAUAUGUCUCUCAAAUUUAGUAAUCCUGUCAGUGAAUAUUUAAGUGAUGUGAGCAGGAACACAGAUGCGCAGUAACAUGACCAAGAUUAACACCCAUAUUGGCCUGUGUUAGGACUGAGAUAAUUUUGCCAACUAGCCGAGGUGAUGAAUGUUAAGUUUACCCAAGAAUUAUUACAUUAUCACAGGUCAAUUAUUUUUUUUGUAAUGGUGGAGGUAACUUUAAGAAAUAAGUGAAUUACUGGAAACUUUGAUCUACGUAGGAGCAAACAGUUGUCAAUUUCAUACACGCAAAUUUAAUUUAAUAUUAGAUCCAUAACGUUCUUAGCUUAUUGAAUAUUCUUCAUUUGGGGCUUUGUUUAAAAACUGUCUGAUCUAAAAAGUGCUGCAGAAAUCAAAAAGGGGAGGCAUCACCAAUGCUACGUGCCUUCUGGAUCCACUGGUUUCCUUGGUGACUACCCCACUUUUAGUACGUUAGACCACUUUUCAGAACACAACCAUUUUUAUAAAGAACCCUCUUCCACAAUCUCUUUGGGUCUAUUCACAAGUGAUUUUGGGUGAAUCAUUAAGCCACACACUUUAGACCAUAAUAGCAUUAACAUAUAGUUUUUUUUAAAAAUCAUCAUCUCAAGAUAGCUGGAAAUUUUUGUCUACCUUGUUUUUUUGGUUAAAAUGUUGUGUUUAUUGUCAAUGUACCAUAAAUCACUGAAUAUGCCUCAAAUUAACAGAAUGCACCUGGUACUCAGCAAUUAAUGACAUGGACCAUCACAGAACUAAUGGAGAACAAUUUGAGGACCUCCAUCCAUUUUUUUCUUAUGCUAUAUUUCAUUACCAUUUUCAUUGUAAGCAAGCAAGGUAUAGUUAUCAGCCACUCUGGAUAGAACAAGGUUAUUUUCUUCACUAGUUCCUCAUGCUUUCUCCCAACAAACACUUAAUCUUUUACACACCUGGUGCUUUUCCCACUGCAUGGAAUGUUAUUUGCUGGCUUAUUCUUGGGAAGAAGAUGAAAUGUCACAGGUGACGUUAAGGUCAAUGCAAUUGAGAUAAUUGUAUACCUGAUAAGAGUGUUUCCUUCAUGUUACAGUUUUAUAGCUGAGAUCCACAAUUUGACCAAUUUAGUCCACCAUUAAUUUAGUAACUUUAACUCUGUUCCUGUAAAAAGAAGGAAGGUCAAACUAUUUUUCUGCUUGAAAGGUGUUUUAAAUAGCACAAACAAAUAAAUUAUUUUCAUUAAACUCCAAACAGGAAAUUAUUCUAAAUUAAAGAUAAUUGCAGCUGUCAUUAGUCACUUUAUUAAAGUGUCCAUAAAUAAAAUGCAUUUAAAAUUCAUUGGUGCCCAUCUGAUGUGCUAAAAAAUAGUGACAUUUGCACAUUACUUUUUCAAACGUUAAGAUGGUCUGUUUUCCUGGAGGUUUUUUUUACUAGCUAAAAGCGCCCUCUAAUGACAAUUAUGUGACAGUUCAACUGAAAUAGCAAACGAUUGCUUCUUGCAUUUCUCACCUUGUGUUCUAUACUAAUAGCAAGUAUUAGAAAGUUUUACCACUGCCCAUUAUGCUAUUUUCAAAACACAAAUAUUUCUCUAUUAUGUUUGCAUUUGUAUUUACUAAUUGCAUUCAAAUACCUAUUAAAAGCUUCCUUAUAAAUUAUUUUGAAGUUUGUUAAUCACCGACCUAUAAAUACAAAAAGGUUUAUUCAAGAAGGCAUAAUUUAAAAAAUUCCUUGUAAAAUGAAAAGGAAUUUCAAAAUUUAGCCCAAUGUAGCUGAAUUAAAAUGAUAAAAAUCAGGAUAAGAUGUGCUGUGCCUUUAAAACUAAUCAUAUAUGCAGAGGGUUCACCUAAAUAAUAUUCAAAUACACCUAUAAAAACACACACGUGUUAAUUUACAUAAAUCUGAUAAAGUGCAUUGUGUAGGUAUGAUCAGCCCAAAUCAUGUAAUAAAAAACUUGCAUCAAAAAUAUCAUCAAAAAUAACCUCCAUAAAUGUGUACAUAAAUAGAAAAAGACAAAUAUAUAGUGUAAAACUGUUUAAAAAAAAAAAGGAACUUUUAAUACACUCGCAAGUGCAGCAGUAAAUACUGAUCCAACUGUAAAGGUUCCACAAUAAACAUCCAGUGUCUGAUGCGAUUUCCCACAAAAACGGAUAGAACCAAUGGACAGCUUGAAAACCUUUAUUCUGAUUAAAAUGCGCUUACAGGAAAACAGGAAUCUUUAUUGAUUAAUAACUAUGAGUCCAGCAACAGUCAUCGGUUCCUGGUCACUUGGAGUUGCUUGCAGUACUUCCUGGAGGUUGGGUAGAACGUCUUUACGUUGUGAAAGUGUGUUGCGCCAUAACCACAACUUCAUCAGAUCACUAACAUUGCCCUAUUUAUACGUAUCGUACCAUCCACAAAUGGCAUGCAGAAAUAAAACAAGUCUGUUCUUCAUACAAUAUCAUGCAUAAAGACUCCACUAUCAAGCACCUAUUCGAGAGACAGCAAAAGCAACUACCUAUUUCUCAUCUCCUUUGGACCACUUGGGGUGAUCCCAGUCCAAAUCAGAAGGGCAACCCAGACCCUACACGGGCCUACGGGUGACACCUCCCACACUAGCAUCCACCACGAUUCACCCAAUAUGUUGGAGGCCCUGUAUUUUCCUAACACAAGCAAUGACUCGCUUUAUCUCAAAUCCAGGCUGGAAAGGCUCUUUGAUGAUUUCUGGUGACAGCUGUAAUGUAAGAUGCAUUGGAAUGGCCUGCUACAAUCUAGUGACCACCUAAACCACUUGCCAGCUUUACGCCAACAUCAGAAGUACUCGGUACUCCCAGUGAAAAAAGCCCAAGUAUGAAGGCAGAACAUACAGAGAGGUUCACUGAAAUGCAAAGCACCUCAGAGACCGACAUUGCAGCAAACCACAGCUGGGUCUCAAGAAAAGUUGAAGGUAUUGUGGGAAGCCCUGUUCCUGGUGUAUGCUAUGACCAACCGACUGACCAUAUUAGCUCAGAGGCUUGAAGCAUUUUUCUAAAGAGCUGGUCUGCACUGUACCUGUGGAGGGCUUAGGGUGAACUGGGACUUGGGGACUAAACUGUGAAGUGCUCUUGCUAACUCAUUUUGCCAUUUUAAGACUACAUUGUCUCAUGCUUUCCUGGAUUAUAUCUGGGUUAUUACCUACACUGGUGCACCCCUUUUUAACUGUUGUUUUUUGUUAUUUGUUUUUUGUUAUUUUAUUUUCUUGUCUGGUUUUACCUGAUACUGCCUACACUCAUCGCUUUAUCUACAGGGGACCUCCUAGGAAAUACUAUAUGUUCUAUCUUAAGUCAGUUCAAUCCGUCAUAUCUCUUGUUUUGUGUUUCUUUAUCUCUGAUUCUUAUUAGCCUAAUAUGUUUUAUUUGUAUAAAAAGUGCAGUAUUUCUUAUGAUGUUUUCUAUUACUUCUAUAAUGUUUAUCAUCUACACAUUUUUGCAUAUACUAUAUACUCCUCCUAAUCUAUAUUAAUGUUAGAAAAUAUAUAACAUUUUAAAAUAUAUAAAUUGUAAAAAUAUAAUUUAAAAAAUGUGAAAAGAAUCUAAACAAAAUUUGAAUAAAAAAAAAGAAUCAAACUCUGUAUUUAAAACAUGGGGUUCCAAAGUGCACAAUUCAUGCAUCCACUUAAUUUCUUCCUUUCCAAUAUCAAUAAUGUGAUUAUCUAUUCACCAUAUUUUGUAACUAUUUGAAUACCCCAAACUAUUAGUCCAUUAUGGUCUUUUUAUGAUUUUUUUUUUCAUAUGUCUCUUUUUAUUGUGAAUUUUCUAUUAUCACAUAAUAACAGUACACAUAACAUCAGCAUAUGCAGUUGCAAUGUCACAUUCAUUAAUAACAACAUUGCAUAUAAGGGAUGCAUUUUGCAAUAUGUUUCCUACAACUAUAAAGAGUGUGUUGGGCAGUCCAAGUAUAUUGACACCAUAUUACAAAUACUUCACAUUAUAAAUAACAUUGAAGGCAUACUUGUGAGUUAUUCAAACACAAUAUAUCAUGGAAUGUUAACACAUUGUACACAUUGUCCCGUCAUGUGCAUGGGUAAGUACAGCUGCAUAUAUCUCGGGGAAUAGAUGUGUGAUAGGUAAAUGAAAGGAAAUUUGGGGUGGGUAGCCAGAUAUGAUUUAAUUUUUUUAAUGUGCUGAAAUACUGUGUUGGUUGGAACCUUUUAUAACAUUAUUUAAAUGUUAAUAAUUUGUUUUGUAUAGGGGGAAAAUUGUACGACCUACAUAUUGUAGACUGCAUGGACAAAUAUGAAGAUAAAUCACACUUUAUAGCUGACUUGCUCAUUUUUUCCAAUAUGACUAUUUUAACCUAAACAUGUACCUUACUUUGAACUCCCUAAUUUACAUUUGUAUUCACAAUAAAUAACUUUUGAUUUUGACACACAGUAUAUCAUUGUAUUUUAUUUCAGCAAAGCUAUCAAUUUUCCAAAAUGCACAUAAAAAUUAUCCAGUUUGUUUUAACUAAAUUACAAUAUUUUAUUUGAACAGUAGUGUUGCCUUUACAUAAAGGAACACAUAGGAUUCCAUGUUUUUUGGCAACUCAAUAGAUCAAGUGUGUCACUUCAUAUGCCACAGAGUUCAUUGUGUAAGAGAGGUACAGGCAGCUAUCCUUGAAAAGGCAACUGAGCUUCACAUGGUUGAAUAACUUGAGGACCAAAUAAUAUAUCCAUUAGCUUGCACAGCACAGCACCUUUCAUUAGGAUAUGCACCCAGCUGCCUUUUCAUAAAAUAUGAAAGUGUAUUGAUUAUUCACUUAUAACGAACGUCUAUAGCUAUCUAUCAGACAAACAAAGUCACCUUUACUUUUUUGAAGAACUACCAAAUACAGUUUAUUUUAUAACAAGCUUAAAAAACCCCACAAAAUACCAAAAAAUUGGUCAAUAAUAAGCAGAUGUACAUAAAAUAAUUUUUUAAUGCUCAUUCUUCUAAUCUUCAAAAAGAUUAACCAACAUUGAAGGAAAAAAAUGUAAGUUGGGAUCUAAAUUAGCCCUUCAUAAAAAAGUGUGUCUAGACACACUUUGCACCCAUUGGAAUAUCCUAUACAAAAUAUAUGAUACAGCUCAUUAAGAAGUAUUUGCAAGGCAGUUGCCUACUUCUUGAGUGUAGUGUAGCUCCACAGAGCUUAACUACCAGGAAGUAACAGGACAAUAUAUUGAUUGAUUGACUGGUUUGGUGUCUACCAGUUAUUGAGCAAAGGACAAUCGCUAUAGUUUAAAAGUGCAAUCUUUGAUAUAAAGCAUGAUCUAUUUGGCCAUGUUGUUAAGUUGUGCCUGUAUGAAAUGUCAAAAUGUGUUUUACACAUAACCAAAAAUGUGUUACUGUUGUUACUUUUUAUUCGGUUACUGGAGAGCUUUUAUUCUUAUAUUUGUAACUUGUGUUCUAGUGCAUGUAGCACCAAAUACAGGAUGGCAACAUACAUAUGUUAAGACAUGGAGCUGCUGCCUAGGAGGAUAUUAAUAAUGAUAAUAAGAGUAGUCUUAUCUGGAAAAUCAAGUGGCAAAAAAUAAUAACAAUUACCAUCAAUCUGUCAUACUAAUAGAAAAGUACAUAAACAGUUCUUUAAAAAUCCAAUAGUGAUGCUGGUCCUAAUUUGUGCUUCGCAAAAGUGUCCACAGAUUCUAAAAGAAAGAUCAGAGACUGAAGUUGCCACUAAAGAACACCUUUAUUCCCACAUGCAAAAUUAAAUUUAAUUAAGAUGGAGCAGUAAGAAUGGCAUAGGAAACAAUACUCCUACAAUGCCCCUGAACAAGGAGCAGGAUCCAGCAGGACCAGGAUCUGCUACUUGGUCAGUUGAAAUGGUCCAUAGUGGAACCAGCAUCACUACUGAACUUGUAAUAAACUGUUUGCAUAUUUCCUAGUAAGUCUAGUGACAUGACAUGCAUUCACUAAUUGUUUAUCAUGUGUGCCACAUUAAUUCUCUGGACAAGAUUACUGUUUUUUGUUUUACAAAGGUAUUUAUUUUAGACAUGAAUCUUUUUAUUCAUACACCCAGAAAAUAUUUAGGUAAGAUUCAUCAAAGUGCUGUAUUCAAAAUGGUGUAAAAUACUGAAAGUGGGGCAAUCACCAUUAAAAUCAAUGGAAUAUGUAGUGAAGAUAAUGGCUAGAUAUAUUGUGAUAAAGAUGAAGUAGAAGGUAUUCUUAAAAUGUAGAAGCUCUCAAAGUUUUUUUUAUAUUUUAUUCCUUUUAGUUCAGUAUACUAGAUAAAUAUCAGCUGGGUAAAGCAGUAUUACUGUCACUGACGUAGAACUGAGAAUCCCUGUCAAGACCACCUUACCAGUAAGUAAGCAUCCUUUGGCAAGACAGAAUGAUAUACAUCCACCUACCUCAAAUCCUCAUAGAUUGUAAGCUCAUUUGACCAUGGCCUUCUUAACCAAAUAUCACCUUUCUACAGUUGUGCAGUGCUGCAGAAUAUUUUGCUGCUAUAUACAUGCUAAUGAUAAUUCAAAUAAUAAUAUGAUUAACCCCUUCACUACCAAGCAAUUUGCACACACACAAAAAAACACCCCUAGAAUCCAAGUAUUCUGGGUGUCCUUGAAAGUUUCAGUAUGCAUAGAAUUGUAGCUCUGGAUCUGUUGUCCCGAUAGCCAUUGCAAACAAAUUUGUUUUUAAAUUAUUAAAAUAAUGUGUAUAAAGGUUUGCGGCAGUUGUGCAUACAUAAUUGGUGACAUGACAGGGUUAAUGCUGACAUGUUAGAAAUUAAUUUUAUUUUGGUCUGUAUUCUACAAAUUCCACAGAAAUUCACGAGAGCACAAGUCAGUUGUCAAUGAUCAUCCACUAGAAAUGAGAAGUAACCAGAGAUUGCAAAUUGCAAACCAAAAUAGUUGAGCUGCAAGCACGGCCAAGCUGGAGAUAAUUUUUUUGUGUGAGAUUCUGUUAUUUCAGUGCAAACCUAGUCAAAUCCAAAUAUAGUAGAUGACUAUGGCAGUGGAUUGUGGAGAAGCUACAUUGGUAGAAAGUAGGCCACAAUAAUAUGUGUAUUACUCUGAAUAACAUAAUCUAUACCAAAUAAAUACCUUACAUACUGACAGAUGUAUUAACUCUAUACAUUUUAUAGUUUUAAUAUGAUUCACUUUUAGUUUUUAGAAACACAUUUACCUAAAGUUUUAAUUAUUAUGUAUUUCAGUAAGUGGUGGCCUCUCUGCAAGUGUGAUUCAAUCAUGGUGGCGUGCAAAGGAAUAUGGACACAACCUUUCUGGAAAGCAGUGUCGGGAGAAUUUUUGGCAAUGUUGAUAUUUGUCCUACUAAGCUGUGGUUCCACUAUCAACUGGAGCAGCAAAGAUAAUCCUCAGCCAGCAGACAUAGUCCUGAUCUCUUUGUGCGUUGGACUUAGCAUUGCUACCCUCAUACAAUGCUUUGGACACAUAAGUGGUGCACAUAUUAACCCAGCUGUGACCGUUGCAAUGGUUUGCAUGAGGAAGAUAAGUCUUGCAAAGUCAGCCUUUUAUAUUGUUGCACAGAGUUUAGGUGCAGUAGCUGGAGCAGGGAUUCUCUACUUAGUUACACCAUCAAAUGUGGCUGGAGAGCUGGGCGUUACCAAGGUAAUCAAUUAUGCUAAAAUUCUCCUUACAACUUUUCAUAAAAAUAUAUAACAAAAAUUAUGUAUAAUGUUUUAAAACAGUGUGCCAGUUUAGGAACUUGUUAACGAUAUUCCUUCCAACAUUUACCAUCUGUAUCAUAUGUUUAGACCUUGGUGAGCAGUACUUUUUGCAUUUUCUUAACUGAGUUCUCAUUUUGUAUAAUAUGUUAUUAAAUAUUUUUUAAAUUAAGUAUAUUAUUCACUUAACCUCAAAUUUUACAUCUGAUGUUAUUGUUCAGAAACUAAAGUGGAGUCAAGUGACUUGAGAAAAAUGACUCCUCUCAUGAAACUGAUUCAGAAGAAAUGAUUCGGAGUUAAAAGAAAAUGAGAUGUACUAGUUACGAGAGCCACUGGUGCAUCUUGACAGUACUCUGCAGAAUGUAAUCUUUCCUUUUUUAAGAGGUUGUAACAGUUUACAAAUGGGUAUUGGAAAAUAAUCUUGUACAAUAUAGCAUAUGUUCAUGUAGGGUCAUCACAUUGAGUAGUGACAAUGAAAGUCAUAAUGAGAAUAUAUGGUUGUGGGUAAAUAUCCUUGCACAUAGAACAAAAAAAGAGAUCGAAAGAGAAUUUACUGCUUUUCAAGAAAAAUAAAUGUAAAAGGGCAAGACAAGUGAUAUCACUGAUACAAUAAAAAUGAGUUAGGGUACGUUAAGUUGCAUUCAUUAAGACUUUAGCCAAUAAAAGAUUAAGAUUAAUUAUUUGUUUACAUACAUGAUUCAUCAUAAUCCUGUAGUUUGCAGCCCACGUUGUUAUGUAUAAUUUUUAAAGUUUUAAAUUAAAGGCAUAAAAAGUACAGACAUAGGGCUUGAUCACAACUUUGUCACCACUUUUUAGUAACCAGCUGCUAUUUGUUAAUUAAUCGCAAGGAGUUACUUGCAUCCCCUACUAGAAGCCAGUAACUAAGGAAAAGUUAAUGUCUCCUGUUGUUUUUUAUGGAAGAUGUUAUCUGUAACUUAGCAACUGGUUUCUAAAUGGCUCCAGACUAAACAAAAGAUUGUCAGCCUACAUUACAUGUUUUCCUUAUAUACUAUAUAAAAUUAAUGUGUUAAUAGGCUAGUUUAUUUACGCUGGUGUACAAGCACAAAAAGUACAGGUGAGAGCAAAAAGAUAAUUGUAAAAAAAGUAAAAUUACACAAGUAUAGAUAAUUCUAAAUAAACCAUGCCUCAAUAUAAAUUUGGUUUACAAAAAAAAAAAAAAAAGGUUACAUUUGGAGAAAUACUUUUUUUUUAUCCCACUAAAUACAAUCUAUGUAAAAAUAUCUCCCAAAAUAUGAAAUACUCUUGUCACUGAUUUUCAUACACUCAUGCGGAAAAUCUCCAAACCACUGUGAAACCAAGCAAAAAAGUACAAGUUCACAUAUAGUUUUUCACAUAAUUUGGCAUUUUCUUCUUCCUCCAAAUAAAAUUACUGCAUAAUUUCCAUUAAAGUCUUGUAUGCAUUUUUGCUUCAAACAUCCCAACUUCUUUAAAAACAUUUGUUCUUUAUUAGAAUUACAUAUCUAAUGCUUUUGCUAAGAAAAAAUAAGUUAUUAAAAUCAAUUAUAAAUGCAGUAGUACUAUGAAUUGUACUUUAAAUUAACUGAUCAGUUUGUGUUAACAAAAUGUUUAAGCCAAUAACCCAAUAAUAUAGAAUUACUGUAAUAGAUUUAGGUUAAUUAAUGUAUUGGUAUAAUUGUUAAUUAUUAUUAUUAUUUUUUUUUAAUAUGUUCACAGGUGAAUAAAGACCUCUCCUCUGGCCAUGGUCUGCUUGUUGAAAUAAUUAUCACGUUUCAACUGAUUUUUACUAUUUGUGCAAGCUGCGAUUCGAAACGCAAUGAUAUCACAGGCUCAGUAGCAUUAGCAAUUGGAUUUUCUGUUGCCAUAGGACAUUUGUUUGCUGUAAGUAAAUUACAAUAUAUAUAUAUAUAUAUAUAUAUAUAUUACACAUCCACCUAUUUUUUUAUGUGUACAUAUUAAAGAAAUGUCACUUAUAUUGAUGUUUGACAUGUAAACAAAUAGAAAUAUUUUGUUCUGAAAUUAGCAUUGUUCUCAAAGUUGCAUUUAAAUUACAUAUAUAAUGAUUUACAUACCAUGCUCACAUACUUACUUCUGAGUGGUAUUUUUGUGUAUUCCUUAUUCUUGGGUCCUCUACCAGAAGUCUCGUAGUGUGAGGGUUCAGCAGAGGUGUUCCUAGAUGUGCAUCCAUCUGUACAUAUAUCUUAAAUGUCUCACCUGGAAUCUUCUGAAGCCAUUCUCACAACUUAGGGAUUACAGUCCACACUGCUCCUAUCAUAACUGGGACUACUACUGCCUUCACUUUCCACUUUCCUUUCUACCUUUUGCAGACCUUGGUAUUUGUCCACCGUUUCAUGUUCCUUUUUCUUGAUGUUAUGGUCACUGGGUAUUGCCACAGCCAUCACCACUGCAGUCCUCUGCAGUUUCUUGUCUACCACCAUGAUGUUGAGUUUAUUGGCCACUACUUGCUUGUCUGUCUAUGUCUAGAAUCCUACAGGAUCUUAUUCCCAUCAUUCUCAACUCCUUUUUGUGGUAUCUGGACUUAGGUAGAUGUUUUGGUACACAAUCCUAGCAACUUAAUUGUGCCUCUCAGUGUAUGUUCUCUCUGCUAACAUCUUGCAGCCAUCAGUUAUGUGUUGGAUUGUCUCUGAUGUUUCUUUGCACUGUCUGCAUAGUGGGUCCUGUCUGGUGUAGUACACACUCACUCCUAUUAAUCACGUGCUUAAUGCUUUUUCCUGUGCUACUAAGAUUAGUGCCUCAGUAUUGUCUUUCAGUUUUGCUUUUUCCAACCACUGGUAGAAUUUCAUAAUGUGAGUCACAUCUACUAACGACUGAUGGUACAUCCCAUUAAGAGAUUCGUCUUGCCAUGGAUACACCUCCUUUUCUGCAUUUUCUAGCUGCUGUUGUACCAGGUACUCCCUUAGAAGUUUGUCUUCAGUUGCAGUCUUUGUGAUGUACUUGUGGAUGCACUCUGCAUUUCUUUCAGGCUUGUGUCCUUGACACUCAUUAGGCCACCUCCUCCUUCCUUCUGGCUGAUGUACAGUGUCUGGGUGCUGGAUUGCAGAUGUACUCUUCCAUUCAUAAUGAGUAGUUUUCUUGUUGCCUUGAUAUCCAUGGUAUCCACCACUACUCUUGUCCAGCUGGGUACCUGAUACCUGGUAAAGCGUAUAUGUUAGGCAUGUAUUUUGUUAUUGCUAAGGAGCUAGGACUUAAGGACCUGACUGACUCUCUGGAGGCACUUAGAUGUUACUAUCCUCCUUACCUCUUGCUCAUGCUUAUCACAUGUUGUGCUGAUAGCUGAUAUCUACAGCUCCUAUAAAGGUACCUAAAUGUAGGCAAACAAUGUAAUAGAUCAGCAGGAAAUGCAAGCAGAAUGCUUGGUUGUAUAGGGAGAGGUAUUAGCAGUAGAAAGAGGAAUGUGCUCAUGCCAUUGUACAGAACACUGGUGAGACCUCACUUGGAGUAUUGUACGCAAUACUGGAGACCGUAUCUCCAGAAGGAUAUUGAUACUUUGGAGAGAGUUCAGAGAAGGGCUACAAAACUAGUACAUGGAUUACAGGAUAAAACCUACAAGGGAAGGUGGAUGCAUGGGAUAGCCUUCCAGCUGAAGUGGUAGAGGUUAACACAGUGAAGGAUUUUAAAAAUGCAUGGUAUAGGCGUAAGGCUAUCCAAACUAUAAGAUAAAGCCAGAGACUAAUGAAAGUAUUUAGAAUAUUGGGCAGACUAGAUGGUUUGAAUGGUUCUUAUCUGACAUCACAUUCUAUUUUUCUAUAUUUGGCUUUUUGGCGCUUCAACUUAUUUAGUUUUUAUCAUCUUCACUCUUUUUGUUAUCAUCUGCCCACAAUUAUCUAGUCCAAAUGACAUUAUGAUGUCCUUGCUGUAUAUCCCAGUUAGGUGGAACAGUGAGUCAAUGUCCUACUCACUCUUGGCAUUUAGCUCAAUGUUGUCCAUGUACAAUUGUAGUAUAGUGAACUUGUAUCCAUAUCCACUCUUCAUGAUGACCUGGUUAAGGGGGUUGAGGCCUAUGCAGAACUACAUUGGGCAUACUGCAUCACCUUGGUAUGUGGUACACUUGAUGUUAACUUGUGUAAUUGUCCUGGAAUUGGCUUUUAGAACUGUUCUCAAUUUGCACAUCAAGCACUUGAUAAGGGUCUUAGUGUCUUGGUAACUUUGUAUAGAGCCAAGCAUUCCAGUAACCAUGUGUGUGUUGCAUUGUGUAAUUGGUCUGUAAGGUCUUGGAAUCCAGAGUGACUGCUUGCUUUAACAGCAGUUGUUGUUUUAAGUCUUUGCUGUUGUUUCCAAUACACUUCUGAGUAUUGCUCAGGUAUGGACUUAUCUGCUCAUUGAUCCAGGAGGCUAUGAUGCCUGACAGGACCUUCAAUGUUGUUGGUACUUAAAAGGUGUUUUUCCAUUUAAGGGUCUUCAGGAACAGUAUUGAGCUGUCUUGUGUUUGCCAGCCAGGUUGGCAGCCUGUUGCUAAUAGUAGAUUUAUUUGUGCUGCUAGGUAAUCAUGCAGUGUUGUUAGGUGAGAAUCAUGUCAGGUUCUGGUGCUGACCAACUGUUCAUGUAGUUUACUUGUUGUUGGAUGGUGACUGAUUCAUGCUCUAGGUGCAGUGGUUAGCUUUCAUUUACUGGGCCUUGGUGUUAAGUGAUGCUUCUCGCAGAUGUUCUUCUAGUAGUGUUCAAUCUUAGGUCUGGAUCGGUCUUGUGGGGAUAUGCCACGGUGCUUGUUUAUACCUGGUAACUUAGAGCGAUCUUUCAUACACUGAUACAGUGCCUUGCAAACGUAUUCACCCCCUUGGCAUUUUUCAUGUUUUGUUGCCUCACAACCUGGAAUUAACAUGGAUUGUUUGAUGAUUUGCAUCAUUUAAUUUACAGAACAUGCCCACAACUUUGAAGAUUUUAUUUUUAUUGUGAAGCAAACCACAAAUAGGACAAAAUAACAGAAAAAGUAAAUGUGCAUAACUAUUCACCCCCCUAAAGUCAAUACUUUGUUGAGCCACCUUUUGCGGUAAUAACAGCUCCAAGUCGCUUUGAAUAAGUCUAUAUGAGCUUGCCACAUCUUACCACUGGGACUUUUGCCCAUUCCUCCUUGCAAAACUGCUCCAGCUCCUUCAAGUUGGAUGUUUUGCGCUUGUGAACAGCAAUCUUUAAGUCUGACCACAGAUUUUCUAUUGGAUUGAGGUCUGGGCUUUGACUAUGCUUUAGCAGUGUGUUUGGGGUCAUUGUCCUGCUGGAAGGUGAACCUCCAUCCUAGCCUCAAAUCACGCACAGAGUGGUACAGGUUUUGCACCAUCCAUCUUUCCCAAAACGCUGACCAGUUUCCUAGUCCUGGCUGCUGAAAAACAUCCCCACAGCAUGAGGCUUCCACCACCAUGGUUCACUGUGGGGAUGGUGUUCUUUGGAUGAUGUGAUGUGUUGAGUUUGCGCCAGGCAUAGCGUUUUCUUUGAUGGCCGAAAAGUUAAAUUUUAGUCUCAUCAGACCAGAGCACCUUCCUCCAUUCAUUUUGGGAGUCUCCCACAUGCCUUUUCGCAAACUCAAAACGUGCCAUUUUGUUUUUUGCUGAAAGUAAUGGCUUUCUUCUGGCCACUCUGCCAUAAAGCCCAACUCUAUGGAGCGUACGGCUUAUUGUCGUCCUAUGUACAGAUACUCCAGUCUCUGCUGUGGAACUCUGCAGCUCCUCCAUGGUUACCUUAGGUCGCUGUGCUGCUUCUCUGAUUAAUGCCCUCUUUGCCCGGUCCGUAAGUUUUGGUGGGCGGCCGUCUCUUGGCAGGUUUGCUGUUUUGCCAUGUUCUUUACAUUUGGUUAUGAUAAAUUUGAUGGUGCUCCUGGGGAUCAUCAAAAAUUUGGAUAUUUUUUUAUAACCUAACCUUGACUUGUACUUCUCAACAACAUUGUCCCUUACUUGUUUGGAGAGUUCCUUGGUGUUUGGCUAGUGGUGCCUCUUGCUUAGGUGUUGCAGCCUCUGGGGCCUUUCAAAAAGGUGUGUAUAUGUAAUGACAGAUCAUGUGACACUUAGAUUGCACACAGGUGGACAUCAGUUUCACUAAUUAUGUGACUUCUGAAGGUAAUUGGUUGCACCAGAGAUUUUUAUGGGCUUCAUAACAAAGAGGGUGAAUACAUAUACACAUGCCAAUUUUCGGUUUUCUAUUUCUAAAAAAUAAUUUUAUGUGUAUAAUUUUCUCAUUUCAUUUCACUUCACCAACCAGACUAUUGUGUUCUGAUCCAUCACAUAAAAUUCAGAUUAAUAAAUCAUUGAACUUAAGUCUGUAAUGUAACAAAAUAGGUCAAAAGUCAAGGGGGUGAAUACUUUUGCAAGGCACUGUACAUGUUUGAAACUGGAAUUAGAAAGACACAACUAUGCUAUGUUGGAUUUCAGCAAAAAUGAACCACAAUUGAAUACAAACAUGGGUGAGCACAGAUAUGCUAUGUUAAUAUCCUUAUAGCCAUAUAAAUAUUUUUUAAGUCAGAUUUUUGCUUCUUGGCAGACAGCAUAAAAAAGCAGCAUCAAGCUAGCAGUUUAAAAUGAAAUUACAUGCGUCACACGUGUGUGAUGCGGAGAUAUGAAGAAAGAAUGGACAUACUGCCCCACGCCUUAUUAUAACAUGUUUCUCAGUAUCCACAGUUAGUACUAUCCCACUCUAAAGUAUUAAAAUAAUGAUCAGUUACUCUGCAACAAAAUAGAAGAAUCCCCUAAUUUAAAUAGGUUGUGGGGUAUCCCCAACUAAAAAAGAGUUCCUACCUCCCUUUAUUCACAUAAAUAUUUGUGAGAAAGAUCACUGUGUUCUAUAACAUUCCAUGUCACUUUUUCACCUUACAAUCAAACAUAAAUGUUACCCUUGUGUCCUCAUCUUCUAUCUAGUGAAAUAGGCAUCCCUAGAAAAACUCCUAGAAAGCCAUACACAUUGAACAGCAAUCUAUAAAAACUUCUGCUGGCAAUAUAAAGAAUCUUUAGCUUUAAUGCCGAAGAGCAACACCGGGCAUUUUUUUUACAUUUUGGAUAAACUUUUACAAUUAUUUUAUAUUAAUAUUUUCAUUUGUUUAAUAUAACAAUUUAUUUUUAUAUGUGAUAUAUUUUUUAUAUUUUGAUAUUCUAAAAAAACUAAAAUGUAUAAAAAAAAAUUCAAUAAUUUGAAAAGCUUAUACAAAAUGUCUCAUUCCCUAUUUCAACAAGUCACAGUAAGGUAUUAAAUUAAAUACAUGAAAGAUCAAUGUCUGUCACUUUUUUCACUAUAAUCCCUGUUACCCUCAUGAGUAGCGUUACUUCAGAAGCAUGUUUUGCCUUGUUUUUCUUCUUCUCUGGUUUGAUUCAAUAUUCAAUUGCAUGUCCUCUCAGUAAGCACUGAAUACAGUAGAAAAUAAAGGAAGUUUCAUCUUUCUAAAGGAUCACUGCAUUGAAAUUCUCCUCAUAUUCGCAUUUGAAUGACAACACAAACUGGUUUAAAAUGAAUGGAUGAAUUUCAGAUAUCAAAGAAUUGUAAUCCUAAAUUUCUAGCUGAUUAGUUUAAUUAGAAAUCAACGGUGGUACACUAUACAGAGACUAUUCUGAAAAAUUUAUUGUUUACUAGUGUCAAAUAGAUUUGGAGAUUCAUUUUGUUAGGAGCUGUAAAUUCUCCAAAUGUGGGCUGAUUGCGUGGUCGUAUGAAUCCCUGAACUCCAAGAUGAAAUGUUGCUGUAUCAAAAACCAAUGAAGCACUCAAAGGAAUGGCAUGUUCAUUUUGAUUCUUGAUUCGAAGUUAUGAUUGUGGUUCAAAAAAGAGAAAGAUUGAAAAAAAAUCAAGUGGGAUCAAGUGGGAAGAGACGAAUAGAGGGGGAAAAUAGCAGUUAAAGCAGUGGAUAUAAAUAUAUAUACUACAUAUAUAGUUUAAAUCAAAAUUAUUAUUCAACCCUCAUUGAAAAUUUGGUUUAUAGUCAAUUUUUUGAUUUUUCGCUAUUUUUCGCAAUGAACAAAUCAAACAAAAGCAAUGGAUGCUUUGAGUAGUUUCACCAAAUUCAACUGAAAAUACAACUUAGAACGACUUCUACAGCUUCUAAAUUAUUCAAUACCUUCAUGCUAUCCUUGUAUCUUUUUUUUAUUUUUGCCCUGAAGUUUUGCAGAUUUUGGGAAUAGCUGGUAUAUUAACUUCAUUCAGAUUCAUUUUAACAUCUGGGAAUCCCAGCUGCAGAUUUAUUUAUUGUCCUUUUUGUAUAUUGCUGUUUCUUAGUGAAACACUUCAGCCUCAUCUUAUCUUUCACUUUUAAAUAUGUAGGUCUUCAACAAGGAGCUUUAGAGCAAGUCAAUAAUACAACAGAUUAUAUUUUUAGACAUGUAUAUGACAUGCUCACCUUCGUUUUAACAAUAUGUAUUAAUAAUACAUUUGAUGUACAUGUUCUGUUCCUUUAGAUAAACUACACAGGAGCCAGCAUGAACCCAGCAAGAUCUUUGGGACCUGCUGUUAUUAUGAACAUCUGGGAAAGUCAUUGGGUAACUGUCUUUUUUUACAAUUAAGAAUAGCUGCAACAAUAUAUAUGUUGCAAAUAGAGUAACCUUAUUUUAUUAUUUUUCUAAUUCAUAUUGAAUUUAUUCUGAAAUGAUUUACAAACCAUGUCAGUACGUAUUCAGAGAAAUGUCGGUUAUACAUUUCCUAUUGCUAUGUAAAUUAAAUAGUGGUAAACAGUCUUUCUGCAAAGUCCCUAUCCCAUACGCAUUUUCAGGAACUGUUGUAAUAUCACCAACCAUGUAACUACCUGGUGCUCUACUAUUACUACUAAAGUCUGUCAAGUUCCACAUUUACAUAAACACACAAGCACAUACACACAAACACUGACACAUGCACUGGAUUCAUGCACUGAACCCCAAUACAAACAUGGACAUAUAUAUAUAUACACUGACACACACAAACACUAACACAUGCACUGGAUUCAUAAACUCACACACACAAACAUUGACACACAUAUAUACACUGACACAUGCACAGAUUUAUACACUGGCACACACAAACAUACACACCCGGAUGCAUACACUGAAACACAAAAACAUUGACACAUGCACAGAUACAUACGCUGACACACACAAACAUUGAUACACAUGCACACAUAUAUACACUGACACAGAAACACUGACACACAUGCACAGAUGAAAAUAACUCACACACACAAACACUAACACACUUACCCUCUCUCUCAGUCCAACCCCGCUGUUAUAUAUUCCCUGGUGCUCCGGUGGUAUAGAUAAUGCUCUGAAAUCCCUGCUGAAAUUCUGUCAUAUCCCCUGCUUCAUAUUUCUGGCACUCAGUAUUCAGUCAGAGCACAGGUUUUAAAUCUCCUUGGCUGUGCUAUGACUCACUACCUGAGCGCUGGAGCCACAAACAGUGGAUAUGAUAGAGCAUUUCAGCAGGGGGUGCAGAGCAUACACCCCCUGACCACCCUGGAUUCACGGAGGAGUAAAGUCUGGUACUGGACUCCGUGCUGUGCUUAAGCAGGCUUGUGAAUAAAGUAAGCUGCUUGUUGCUAUCCUGCUUGCUGCUACUAUCCUCGAUGGGCCCCACUGACAUGCGGAACUUCAGGACCCAGUGGCAGUUGCGACCUUUGCAGCCCUGGUAGUUCCACCACUGCACAACUAUACUUUACUAUAAUUUAUUUUUACCUUUUAUGUUUGCUUUUGUGACUUUUUUUUAUUUUUUAUAUAUAUAUAUUUUUCAAUAUUUUACAACAACAUGAAUUCAGGCUUGAAUAUAUAAACAAAUCAUAUUAGAAGUACAUUUAACAGAAUUAUAUAAUUAUAUGUUCCAUUGAAUAUCUUUAAUGUUUAUAUGUAUGAAUCUUGUUAGUGUGAUUGCCAUUGCAUAUAAAACCACUUAAUUUGCAAGUAUUGUGCAUUCUGCUUGUAAUUAUGAGAUAGUUACCCAUAUUUAAAUGGACUGACCGAAAUGUAAAAAAGUAGUUUGACUCAAGAAAAUCUGAAUUAAACAGUUUUCAUGUCAAACGACCAAACCUCUACCAAUGCAUCAUCUCUAUGGAAACAGAUUUGACUAACCACUUCAGGAGUUAAUUAUCACAAGGACCAGAUAGACACUGCAGGCUAUAUUUACAUGGUGGGAUUUGCCAUUUCUCAUUCAUCACUGUGACAAAUUGCAGAAAAUAGGGUAAAAGUGCCUCAUGAGACAUUUUAUAUGAGAAGCUGAUGACAUUAGCAUUAUUUCAGCAUUUCACAUGUAGAAUCUUCCCUAACAGUGUCAUCCUUUGUGAAGAAUUGCACUCUUCCUGCACUGCAACAUAUUAUGCUGCAACACAGAGGCUCACGUGUGUUUGAACCAAAUUAUCAGUAACUAAAAAAGUAUUUGAGAUAUUAGCUAAAUACCACUUAGGUAUAGUCAAAACCACGUAUGCAUCCACUCUCAUUUUCUUUUUUUGUAAAAUUAGCAAUUAGAUUUAAAUGCUAGCUUUAAGGCCAAGCUGGGAUUGUACUUCAAAUAACAACAGUGCAACUACCAUUCACACUUUUGGUGUUACUCAUUUACCCCUUCACUCAUCUAUACACAAUUGCAAGAGAAUGCAUUUAUAGCCUGCAAUCGUGUAUAUACCAUUUGCAUAAUUGCAAAUGAAAUUUGUUUAUUGCAAAUCAUUAUGCCUAUUUUAAAGUUCCUCAAAUUCACAUGGCACACUAUGGACUUUAGAGAGAUAAAUACAGACUGAUUGUGACUGUAUUCACCUCUCCUCCAGAUGGAACUGCAGCAGUUAAAGAAGAGGAGGUAGCGGGGUAAGUUAGAAGUUCAAUCUCUCCUGCCUGUCUUCACAGGAGCUAAUAGAUGGAUGUUAUAGUAUACAGGGCGGUGCACAGAUGUUUAGCUACACCUGUGUGUCUUGUUGUAACCCCCCUCCCCCAUUUUGAAUUUUGUACCCCUUUUGUGCUGUAGUGUAUUUAAUUCCCCUUUAGUGUGUCUUACUUCCCCCCCAGUCCCUUUGUGUGUCCCUUCCCUCCAGCCCCUGUAGUGUCUCUUUCUUACACCAGCCCCUUUCUGUGUCUCUGUCUUACCCGGGUCAGUUUAUUUAUCUCCUUCUCCACCACAGUCCCUCUGUGUGGCUCUUUUUCCCCUUAGUCCGUUUUGUGUGUCCCUCCCCUCCAGAUCCUUUUGUGUGUCUUUCCUCCCAAGCCACAGGCACACAGGCAUUGUUUUCAGUCACACAGUAAUAAAAGGCACACAAUUAAAGUCAUACAGGUACACUGUCAUUCAAGCACAGACAUAAUCAUACAUAAACAUAGAGACACCAAGACAUACAGUCAGAGACAUACCGACACACUGGCAGAGACAUACAGACACAGUCACACAGAGACAUACAGGCAGAGACAUACACACAUACAGAGACAUACAUGCAUACAGAGACAUACAUGCAUACAGAGGCAUACCAUCAUACAUAGACAUACAUACAGGCAUGCAGAGACAUACAGGCAUACAGAGACAUACAUACAGAGACAUAAAGACAUACAGAGACAUUCAGGCAUAUAGAGACAUACAGGCAUACAGAUACAUGCAUUCAGAGGCAUACCGUCAUACAGACACAUACAUAAAUACAUACAGAGACAUACAUACAUACAGGAAUACAGACACAUGCAUACAAAGACAUAGAGGCAUACAGAAACAUACAGACAUAUACAUAUAUACAUACAUACAGAGGCAGAAAGGCAUACAGUUACAUACAUGCAUACCGAGACAUCCAUAUAUUCAAUUACAUACAUGCAUACAGAGACAUACAUACAUACAUAUAUAACAUAUAUGCAUACAGAGACAUACAUUCAUACAUACAUACAUGCAUACAGAGACAUACAUACAUGCAUGCAUACAGAGACAUACAUACAUACAUACAUACACACAUGCAUACAGAGACAUACAUUCAUACAUACAUGCAUACAGAUAUUUACAUGCAUGCAUACAGAGCAUACAUACAUAAAUGCAUGCAUACAGAGACAUACAUACAUACAUACAUGCAUACAGAGACAUUCACAAUUACAUAUUCACAUCUGUUCAAUCUGGUCCCUGGGGUACAUGCUAUCCGGCUCUGUGGAGUCCUGUAAAUUAAACUUGUUUUAUAUAAUCAAUAAUGAAUGACUAUAGGAUAGAAUAGGAGUCCCAGGCUUGAAAGACAAUAUAGUAUUGGACCUAAUUCCCUCGCAAAUGCUAUGUGAGGAUUAAUACAAUUAUGAAUAGGUGCAAAUUUUAUUUUAAUAUUUAAAAGCAUCAGCUCAGGAGUAGCUGUACUGCAGGAAGCUGUUCCUGCUAACAGCCGUGGAAACAGCCCCUCUAGUACGGGUGGGGUUGAGAGGGUAAGGAAGGCUAGACAGGUUGUGGUGGUAGGGGACUCUAUUAUUAAGAGAGUAGAUAGGGUAAUCUGCCACUCUGAUCGACUCAACCGGACAGUUUGCUGUCUCCCGGGUGCUCGGGUCCGGCAUGUUGCCGACAGAGUGGAGGGAUUAUUGGGAGGGGCUGGAGAUGACCCAGCUGUCAUGGUCCAUAUUGGUACCAAUGACAAAGUCAGAGGAAAAUGGAAGGUCCUAAAGAAUGAGUUCAGGGAACUAGGAAGUAAGCUUAAGAAAAGGACCUCCAAGGUAAUUUUUUCAGAAAUAUUACCUGUGCCGCGCGCUACAGCAGAAAGGCAGCGGGAGAUUAGAGAGGUCAAUGCAUGGCUAAAGUCUUGGUGCAGGAAAGAGGGUUUUGGGUUUUUAGAGCACUGGGCCGAUUUUGCGAUUGGGUACAACCUGUAUAGUCAUGAUGGAUUGCACCUAAACGGAAGAGGGUCUGCUGUGCUGGGGGAUAGGAUGGCUAGAAGGUUGGAGGAGAUUUUAAACUAGUGGUAGGGGGGGAGGGUCAAAGCAAUCUAGAAAAUGGAGAUAUGAUGGAAAAGAGAUGGGCUUUAGCUCAGAACAAAGGGGGUGGAGAUGGGGGGAGGGGAAAACUCAGAACAGAGGAGGUAUGUAAUAUUGAUAAUUCACAAAAAGUACAAAAGACUCAUGAUAAUAUUAAAUGUAUGCUUACUAAUGCAAGGAGCCUAUAUAACAAAAUGGGGGAACUAGAGGCAAUAGCAUACACUAAACAAUAUGAUAUAAUAGGCAUAACAGAAACAUGGUGGGAUGAGACACAUGACUGGGCAGUUAAUUUAAAUGGGUAUACGUUAUUUAGGAAGGAUAGGAAAAACAAGAAGGGUGGUGGGGUAUGUUUAUAUGUCAACCGUGAGUUAAAGUCAAAUCUUAGGCAUGUGGAGUGUGACGAGGAAAAGGUGGAGGCUUUAUGGGUAGAUAUCUGCUUGGGGAAAACAAAGGGAAAUCAAUUAUUGGUUGGGAUAUGUUAUAAACCACCUAAUGUAAAUAUUAAUGAGGAAGAACAGCUGUUAGAGCAAAUUGAGAAAGCUGCAAAUCGAGGUAACACGUUAAUUAUUGGAGAUUUUAAUUAUCCAGACAUAAAUUGGGAAAGAGGGACUAGUACUUCAGCAAGGGGAAUCAGGUUUUUGAAUGUGUUAAAUGACACCUUUAUGUCACAACUGGUACAAGCACCAACUAGACAGGAUGCUUGUCUGGAUCUUGUCAUAACAAACAAUGUUGAUCUUUUAACCAACAUUCAAGUAGGGGAGCAUUUGGGAAAUAGUGAUCACAAUAUGGUAAAUUUUGAAAUAAACUCAAAAAAGCAAAAGCAGGUGGGGUAUACUAAAACAUAUAAUUUAAAAAAAGCCAAUUUCAAUAAGAUUAGGGCAGCUCUACAACAUAUCGACUGGCAUAAACUCCUUAGUGAUAAAAACACUGAGGAUAAAUGGAAACUAUUCAAACAUAUAUUAGAAAGGUACAUUUCUCAGUAUGUACCAUUGGGUAAUAAAUAUAAAAGAAACAAAUUAAAACCAAUGUGGCUUAGUAGAGAAGUAAAACAAGAGAUUAAAAAUAAGAAAAGGGCAUUUAAAGCAUUUAAAUCAGACAAAUCAAAGGCAUCCUAUUUAAGAUAUAAGGAAGCCAAUAACACUUGCAAAAAGGCAAUUAAAGUGGCUAAACUAGAAAAUGAGAAAUUGAUAGCUAAAGAAUGCAAAACCAACCCCAAAAUUUUUUCAAGUACAUCAAUUCUAAAAAAACAAAAAAUGAAAGUGUAGGUACACUUGAAACAGAGUUGGGUUUAUUAGCUAAUGAAGACCAGGAAAAAGCAGAAAUUUUAAAUAACUAUUUUUCUUCAGUAUAUAUUAAUGAGGAUCCUAUGGCAAGAGAUAUGCAAAUGUUUGCUGCAAAAAACUUGCAAAUAACUUGUGACUGGAUAACUCGAGACAAGGUGCUACAGCUAUUAAAGAAAAUUAAUGUAAAUAAAGCUCCGGGGCCUGACUGUAUUCACCCACGAGUACUUAAGGAGCUAAGUGGGGAAAUAAGUGAACCUCUGUAUUUAAUUUUUCAAGAUUCUUUUGUUUCAGGUGUUGUACCGGAGGAUUGGAGGAAGGCAGAUGUUGUUCCUAUAUUUAAAAAGGGUUCAAAAUCCUUGCCUGGAAAUUAUAGACCUGUGAGCUUAACUUCAGUAACUGGGAAAAUAUUUGAAGGGCUAUUAAGGGAUAAUAUUCAGGAAUUCAUUGGGAAGAACUUUGUUAUUAGCAAUAAUCAGCAUGGUUUUAUGAAACAUAGGUCAUGUCAAACUAACCUAAUUGCAUUCUACGAAGAAGUAAGUAGAAGUAUAGAUCAGGGUGUUGCAGUGGAUGUGAUCUACUUGGACUUUGCCAAGGCAUUUGAUACGGUUCCUCACAAUAGGUUAGUCUUCAAACUAAAAGAAAUUGGUCUAGAUGAAUAUUCCUGUUCUUGGGUAGAACAUUGGCUUAAGGACAGAGUACAACGAGUUGUCAUUAAUGGUAAAUUUUCAGGCUGGACAAAAGUGGUAAGUGGUGUCCCUCAGGGUUCUGUUUUGGGACCACUUCUAUUUAACAUAUUUAUAAAUGAUCUUGAAAUAGGCAUUGAAAGCCAUGUAUCAGUGUUUGCAGAUGACACAAAACUUUGUAAAGUAAUAAAAUGUGAGCAGGAUAUUGCUUUGUUGCAGAGAGAUUUGGAUAGAUUGGGGGACUGGGCACUAAAAUGGCAGAUGAAAUUUAACAUAGAGAAAUGCAAAGUUAUGCACUUCGGGGUUAAGAAUGCACAAGCAACUUACACACUAAAUGGUAGUGAAUUAGGGAUAACCACACACGAGAAGGAUUUGGGCAUUGUUAUAGACAACAAAUUAGGCAGCAAUAUGCAAUGUCAAUCUGCAGUUGCUAAGGCCAGUAAGAUUUUGUCAUGUAUAAAUAGGGGCAUAAAUUCUCGGGAUGAAAAUAUAAUUUUGCCUCUUUAUAAAUCGCUGGUAAGACCACACCUUGAAUAUGCUGUGCAAUUUUGGGCGCCUGUUCUAAAGAAGGAUAUCAUGGCACUGGAGAGGGUCCAGAGACGAGCUACAAAAUUGAUAAAAGGAAUGGAGCAUUUUAGUUAUGAAGAAAGGUUACAAAAAUUAAAUCUGUUUCGUUUGGAAAAACGGCGCCUGAGAGGGGAUAUGAUAACUUUAUACAAAUAUAUUCGGGGCCAGUACAAACCUUUAUCUGGAAAUCUAUUCAUAAACAGGGUUAUACAUAGGACACGAGGUCACAUUCUCUGCCUGAAGAGGUGGUUUUGUCAGAGUCCAUACAGAUGUUUAAACUGAAAUUGGAUAAAUACUUACAAAAACAUAACAUACAGGGAUAUAAUUUCUAAUUAGUGGGGUAAUAGCUGAUUGAUCCAAGGAGACAUCUGACUGCUAUUUUGGGGUCAAGAAGGAAUUUUUUCCUAGUUUGUGGCAAAAUUGGAAGUGCUUCAGACCAGGUUUUUUGCCUUCUUUUGGAUCAACAGCAACAACAUUUCUGAGGAAGGCUGAACUUGAUGGACGCAAGUCUCUUUUCAGCUAUGUAACUAUGUAACUAUGUAACUAUGUAAAACAAUGAGCAAUAUCAGUCAACAGUUGCAAAGGCCUUUUAGGUGUUGUUAUACUUAAAACUAGGUAUUAAUUAAUUGGUGUGAUGAUACUAUUAUUUUUCUUCUUUAUUUUGCAUCUGCAAUGUAAUUUCUGGUGCUUGUUAAGAAAUUAAUGAACUGGAGAAAAUGCAUUGCAGAUUCAAGGUGGGUUAUUCUCAUUUUAAAAUAAAGAUGAAACAUAUUUUUAUGAAGAAUGACAGAAUACAUGAAAAAUAAAAAUGGUGUAAAUUUAUAUAAUUUAAAUGUUUACAUUAUUCUGCAAAGCAAUCUAUACACAAAAUGGCUUUGUUAUGUUUAUAUGUCCGCUAUGCAGCCCUUGACUCAAAUGCACGUAAUGCUUUUUGUCAGACAUCUGUUCCAGUUGGGCUUCUGGCUUUUCUUUGGAUUGUCAGCAGAAACAUAUAUAACUAUGCGGACUGGAAACAUAGCCUCCCAAGAUACACAACAUAUUAGUCUCUAUUACGUAACCCCCUGCAUGUAGAGUAUGGGGAUCUGGGAAAUGACGCAAGCUCCGUUAUUAAGGAAAUCUAGAGGGUGCCUUUCAAAGAGAAUUGUUAAUUAAGUGGAUCUUCCAUCAGAUUGCUACACAUUAAUCCAGUUUGAUUUAUCAUCUUGCUUAAAAUAAAUAGAGAUUAGUAAAUGACCACACAUUAAUGUUGCUUACAUGGAUUUAAAUAUAAAAUUAUAUUCUAGAUUGAUGUGCUCUGUUAGGAAUGUAUUUGCAAUGUCUAUGUUAAGAUUUAUGAAAUUUGCAUGUGAUAGGGGACCUGAGAGACUCCUAUGUAAUUUCUUGCAAGUGUGGUGUAUUUCUUUUUUAAAUAUUAUUUUUAUAUAUUACUAAUAAAAUAAUCCUACCAGCAUUUCUUUUAAUGACUGCUAUUUCAUUCCAGGUCUAUUGGAUUGGUCCAUUAGUUGGUGCAGUCAUUGCAGGAACCCUCUAUGAAUAUGUUUAUUGUCCUGAUCCAGAGCUGAAGAAUCAUUUUAAGAAUGUUUUAACGAAGGCCACCAAACAGUCACCAGGGGAUUAUUCAGAGGUAGAAGAAAGCAAAAGCCAAGUAGAAUCAGAUGAUCUUUUGAUGAAACCAACAACUGUUCACACCUUUUUUGAUAAAAAGGAGAAGGAUCCAUCGGGUGAUGUCCUUUCUUCGGUAUGACUAGAACCAAGCACUGAAAACAGAGAACCUCCUGGAACAUCAGCCACUUUUUGUUCAAUUAAAGAGACUGAUAUAUUAUAACAGAAGCAUUUUGGAUAUCAUAGAUCAAUUCUUCAUCUAAAACAACAUUCAAUGAAUAAUAUUGUCAGACUAAGCAGAGAAAAUAUAAGUAUUGUUUAGACUAUCAUUCUCUGAUGUAAUCAUACUUUGUUUCUUUGGACACCGUCCUUGUGGCGAAUUCAAGGAGAGCAAAAGUGAUCCAUAAUUUAAGAAGUCAAUAUUGAGCCUAAAAUCUGCCAGUUUAACAUUGAGAUUGACAGUAUGCAUUAGUUUAAAAUACCCAUUGGCGCAUUCAAACUAAUGACUCUACAUCUGGCACAUAAUUGGCUGUUGUCAGCACUGAUUAAGACAUGUUCCCUGUAAUCACUUUUUCAACACUUAGUAAAAACAAAGAAAGAUUGGGAAACUGAAAAAUAAAGAUUUACAAAUAAUUAAAAACUAACUAAGAAAUGCACAUACAGUAGGAAAUUCUGUAACAAAAAAGACACUAGUUCUCAAUUUCUAAAAGUAGAGUUUGAAAGAUAAAAUUUUCAAAAGAAGUUAAAUGUUUACAAACAGUAAUAUCUUCAGGACGUACAGAAAACAAAAUCUUUAAUUUUUGGUGUUUUGGCUGUUCACUCACCUCUCUCUUUCUCUGUUAGAACUGCUUCUAUUCAUCAAGAACAUAUAACAUUGUACAUAUCACAUUCUAAAAAAAGAAAAAUGUUUUUUAAAAAAAGCUCUUAUUCUGUAAAUAUACAAAAACAAAUGGUGAUCUGUUUCCAGUGCACGUACUAAGCAUUUUUUUUUUAUUAACUGUGUGGUGUGAUAACAUUAAUUCACAUUAGACAUUUAAAUAUUAGCUCACGUAUUAGUAGUGAUAAUUGUUGUUAAGUAACAAUAUAUGAUUAUAAAAGUCCAUUACCUAUAAGCAUAUAAAUAUCUUUAUCAUCGACAUAAUCAAUACAUGAUUUCAGAUUUAAAACAUAUGUUAAUGUUUAUUUACAAUUAUGGGAUCCAGUUGAGAUUUUAUUUUUUUAUUUUAUUAUUUUACAGUUUUGCAAGACUACUGCGCGUAUGUAUACAUACAUACCAUCUAAUAAAUACGUAAUUGUUGCAAUAUGCAUAAUAUGUACACAGAUGACUGGUUACUGUGUGA
Pelobates cultripes (western spadefoot toad) is the source of this 34187-nucleotide messenger RNA. The record is from the annotation of a GenBank genome assembly. NCBI's taxonomy places the organism in Eukaryota, Metazoa, Chordata, Amphibia, Anura, Pelobatidae.